Molecule: messenger RNA, 2183 nt
Organism: Pyricularia oryzae 70-15
Lineage: Eukaryota; Fungi; Ascomycota; Sordariomycetes; Magnaporthales; Pyriculariaceae
Exons: 1
Coding region: 409-2121 (570 amino acids)
Biological process (GO): transmembrane transport
Molecular function (GO): transmembrane transporter activity
Source: RefSeq, a predicted model, not a curated record
CCCCUAUCCGUGUCGGCCCUCACCUGCCCGAUACGACGGUGCGGUGCGGGGACCCCGCUGCAGCCAAGUUCGAAAAAAUUUCAGGGGUCUGAAAAUUAGAAAUUUGGGGAGUAGGUCUCGGUGAGGACUCAUAGACUGAAGCCACUCUACCACAGUUAUUUCUCAGGACACAUAUGCGGGUCUUGUGGCAGACAAUCUUAGCCUGUCCAUAUUCCCCGAGGUUCGAGCCGACUUGCUGGUGAAGAACAAAUCCAGGAAGGGCCGCGUUUAUUUAACGGCUUGUGGACUCGCCAACGGUGGAUCUUGAGGGCUGUUAUACCUUUAUAUCAUUUAGGCGGCAGAAGACGGUUGCAGCUGCUGUAGUUGUACUCGCCCAAUACUGGCCCAAUUCUGUUUGUGGCAUCAAAAAUGGCAUCAAAUCCAGAAGCCUGCCCGGAAAGGUUCAAAAAUGAACCGGAAACUGUCACCCCCGCAAUGGCAGUCCCUGGCGACAGCAAGCAUGAAGGCGUCCUCUGUGACACAGGCGUGACACAGGACGUUACCCCAGCACCAGUGUCCCGCGCGCGUACCAUCGCCAUCAUCGCGUCCCUCAUGCUGGGCGUUUUCCUGUACGCCAUCGACCUGACCAUCCUCGCAAAUGCCGUACCGGCCAUCACGUCGGAGUUUAAGAGCCUAUCGCACGUUCCCUGGUACGGCAGCGCCUUUUUCUUGACCACGGCGCCGCUGCAGUCGGCAUACGGCAAGAUCUAUACCCACUUUGACCACAAGUGGACGUUCCUGGGCUCCGUGGCCAUCUUCGAGGCCGGAAACCUCGUCUCCGGGCUCGCGGUCAACAGUCCCAUGUUGAUCGUGGGCAGGGCGCUGGCCGGCAUAGGCGGCGGAGGCAUCAUCACGGGUGCCUUCACCAUCAUAGUCACCGUCUCGUCGCCCCGCAGGAUCCCCCUCUGCUUGUCGACGUUGAGUGCCACCUUUGGCAUUGCCAGUGUCGUUGGCCCCCUACUGGGUGGCAUCUUCACCACCGAGGUGUCGUGGCGGUGGUGCUUUUUCAUCAACCUGCCCAUUGGGGUCGUCGCCGCGGCGGUUAUCAUGUUUGUCUACAAGACGAAGAAAUCCGAGUGCUCUGAUGGUUCUCAGACCGACGCGUUGCCACUCAAGGAAAAGAUCCUACAGACUGAUCCGGCAGGUAUACUCUUGGUCAUCGUCGGCACAGGUUGUUUCACGCUCGGUCUGCAGCUGGGCAGCGAAUCUGGGAACUAUCGCCAGGCAGGUGUCAUUGGCUCUAUGGCGGCAUUCGUGGUAGUUCUCGUGCUGUUCAUCCUCUGGGAAUGGCGUCAAGGCGAUCGUGCCAUGAUCCAAUACCGCCUCCUCAAGAACGUCCUGGUUGCUGGCAACGUUGCCGUCAACUUCUUCGUCGCGACUGCCUACUUUCCCCUCCUAUAUACACUCCCAAUAUACAUGCAAUCCGUCAAGGACGCGUCCGCGACAACGAGCGGAAUCUGGAGUAUUCCGCUCAUUUUGGGCAUCUCGGUGUUCAUCAUAGUCUCCGCGACAGCCAUGCCACGGAUCCCCUGGCCUGUCUGGAUCCUCGUGGGUCCGCUUGUAAUGACAGCCGGUGCUGCGUGUCUCUACACCCUCACAACAGACAGCUCUGUUGCGCGUUUGCUGGGCUACCAGGUUCUCACAGGUGCUGGUAUCGGUUUGGUGCUACAGGUGCCUAUUGCUGCCAACCAGGGCUUGGUCAAAGCCGCCGACAAGCCACCGGUGAUUGGCAUGACGCUUUUCUUCGAGACUAUUGGAAGUGUUAUUUUUAUGCCCGCCGUACAAGCGUCUUUCGUAGACAGACUCGUCGAAUCAGUGGCUUCAUCAACUCAGCUGGCCGCGUCGGGAAUCACGCCCUGGAGGGUCCUGGAGGCUGGGGCCAUCGGCAUCAGGCGACACUUCCCCGAGAAUGCGGACGCGGUCUUGGCAUGCUACAUGGACGGCAUGAAGGUGGCGUUAUUACUGGAGCUGAUAUGUGCCCUAGUUACGGUAUUUGUAGCAUGUAUUGUUGUAACAUCUUACCUGAUACAGAGGCAUUGGAAAAAGCAGCAGUCGACAAGGGAAACACUGGGGACGACCUAGACCAACUGCCUAUCUAGGUAUUUCACUAGUUAAUAUAUAUUACGUACCUAUUUCACCACAAA